This is a messenger RNA of Penaeus monodon (black tiger shrimp), 4603 nucleotides long. RefSeq names its product xanthine dehydrogenase/oxidase-like (gene ry). NCBI's taxonomy places the organism in Eukaryota, Metazoa, Arthropoda, Malacostraca, Decapoda, Penaeidae. The record is from RefSeq and is a predicted model, not a curated record. Gene Ontology annotation, molecular function: FAD binding; iron ion binding; 2 iron, 2 sulfur cluster binding.
ACGUGAUCGAGGAAGGUUGUGUCUUGCCUCUCUCCGGGUGAUUCACUCUCACACGAGAUCUUGCGUUGUGCUAAUCCUCUCCCUUCCUGACACGAUGCCUGCGAACGUGGAAGCUAGCAGUACUCUGGUGUUCUUCGUGAACGGAAAGAAGGUUGAAGACUCGGAUGUUGAUCCAGAAGUGACGCUCCUGACUUAUCUGCGAAACAAAUUGCGUCUUUGCGGAACCAAGCUCGGCUGCGGGGAAGGAGGGUGCGGAGCCUGUACGGUUAUGCUGUCCAGAUACGACCGACAGCGAGAACGUGUUGUCCACUACUCGGUCAACGCGUGCCUGGCCCCCGUGGCGGCGGUGCACGGGCUGGCGGUGACGACGGUGGAGGGCAUCGGGUCGACGCAGACGCGCCUCCACGCGGUGCAGGAGCGGAUCGCCCGUGCCCACGGCUCCCAGUGCGGCUUCUGCACGCCCGGCAUCGUCAUGUCCAUGUACACGCUGCUCAGGAACCACCCGAAGCCGUCCAUGGAACAGCUCGACGAGUACUUCACAGGGAACCUCUGUCGGUGCACAGGAUACCGACCUAUCUUGGAGGGGUUUAGAGGCCUUACCACCGACGCCUCUGCAGGAGGCGGAUGCGGCAGGAAAGACUGCUGCAAACUGAAGGCAAAAGAUGCCUCCGCGAUGAACGGCCGCCUCGACGAAACGGAUCCCAAGACACAGAACGGAGAGACAGAAGUGCAUUUUGGGGAAGUGAGUGACGUCACGCACGUUCUCUACGACGCAGGGGAUUUUCAGCCUUACGAUCCCACGCAGGAGCUUAUUUUCCCCCCUGAGCUUAAGGUGCAAACCGAGUGGGAGAAUCAGUACGUUGAAUUUCGCGGGCCUCGUGUGACGUAUCAUAGGCCUAACUCUCUCUCGCAACUCCUGAAGCUGAAGGCUGAACAUCCCCAAGCGCGGAUUAUUGUCGGCAACACUGAAGUCGGUGUCGAAGUGAAAUUCAAGAACCAGACUUACCCAGUGCUCAUCAACCCAACCAACAUCCCCGAACUGACAGCCGUGACAGUGACAGACACAGGAGUGACAUUCGGUUCGUCAGUCACUCUCACCACGAUCGAAGACACGCUGAGACAGCAGGUCAGCACGCUACCAGAGUAUCGAACUCGCGUCUUCACCGCCAUCUUGGAAAUGCUCCGCUGGUUCGCCGGGAAGCAGAUUAGGAACGCAGCGGCCAUAGGAGGUAACAUCAUGACGUCAUCGCCAAUUAGUGAUCUCAAUCCCCUCCUGAUGGCUGCGGGGGCGGUCCUCACAGUGAGAAGCGCCGAAGGCGGGAUGCGAGAAAUCGUGAUGGAUGAGCACUUUUUCACGGGAUACAGAAGGAACGUGGUUCGACCCGAAGAAAUCCUCGAGGCCGUUCAUAUUCCUUUCACUCACGAGAACGAGUACUUCGUGGGCUACAAGCAGGCCCGGCGGCGCGACGACGACAUUGCCAUCGUGAACGCGGGGAUGCGGGUCGCCUUCCGGAAGGACUCGCUCGCCGUCGAGCAGCUCCGCCUGGCCUUCGGCGGGAUGGCGCCCACCACGGUCAUGGCGCUCGCGACCAUGGAGAACUUGCGAGGACGCGACUGGGAAUCCUCUCUCCUGGAGGCGGCGACCACCUACCUCCUGAAGGACAUGCCACUCGAUCCUUCUGCUCCUGGGGGCAUGGUGGAGUAUCGUCGAGCGCUCACGAUAAGUUUCUUCUUCAAGUUUUACCUGAGUGUUCGCGGACGCCUCAGUGAGAAGCUUCCCUCGCUGGUGGAGCCUCUGACAGAAGACGAACGGAGGGCGACCUUAGUGCAUCAACACACGACUCCCAAGAGCACACAACUCUUCCAGACGGUCUCGCCAGGUCAGGAUAAGUUCGACCCCAUAGGCAGGCCGUUGGUCCAUACUGCUGCCCUCAAGCAAGCCGCCGGAGAGGCCUUGUACGUGGACGACAUGCCUCACUUCCAGAACGAACUGUACGCAGCGGUGGUCCUCUCAACCAAAGCCCACGCCAGGAUCCUCAGCAUUGACGAAUCGGAAGCCCUGAAGGUCGAGGGCGUCGUGAGGUUCUUCUGCGCGAGGGAUAUCCCGGACGAGAGAAACAAGACAGGUUGUAUUUUACCGGACGAGGAGAUUUUUGCGUCAGAGAAAGUUACCUGCGUGGGUCAGGUGAUAGGCCUGGUUGUGGGGCAGGACCAGGCCGCGGCGCAGAGAGCAGCAAAACUGGUGAAGGUCCAGUACCAAGAGUUGUCACCGAAGAUAAUAACGAUCCAGGACGCCAUCCGAGAGAAGUCGUGGUGGGGCCCUUGGACCAUCACGAAGGGUGACGUCGAGGCAGCCCUCGAGUCGUCCCCGAACGUCCUCGAGGGCGAGCUGCACAUGGGCGGCCAGGAGCACUUCUACCUCGAGACCAACGCCCACCUCGCCGUCCCCAAGCUCGAGGACGGGGAGAUGGAGCUGUUCACGUCCUGCCAGAACCCGACGAGGACGCAGGAGCAGGUGGCGGCGGCGCUGGGCGUGCCCUUCAACCGCGUGGUGUGCCGCGUCAAGAGGAUGGGCGGAGGCUUCGGCGGGAAGGAGUCCAGGACGACCGUGGCUUCCCUGCCCGUCUGCGUGGCCGCGGCAGCCCUCCAGCGCCCCGUCCGCAUGAUGCUGGACCGAGACGAGGACAUGCUCAUGACCGGCAACCGACACCCGUUCCUGGGCCACUGGAAGGUCGGAUUCACGAACGAGGGCGUCUUCACGGCCAUGGAGAUGGACUUGUACGCGAACGCCGGCAACUCGUACGACCUCUCCGGUUCGGUCGUGCACAGAGCGAUGUUCAGUAUGGAUAAUGCUUACAAAUGUGAGAACAGACGCGUGACGGGUUAUGCCUGUAAGACCAACCUUUCGUCCAACACGGCUUUUCGCGGCUUCGGAGGCCCCCAGGGAAUGCUCUUCGCUGAGGACAUCGUGUCGAGAGUGGCCCAUCAUCUUCGGAUGGAUCCUUGUGAGGUGCGAGCGAAGAAUCUCUACAAUACCGGGGACUUGACUCACUUCGACCAACUGCUGGAGAAGUGCACCAUCAGGAGAUGCUGGGAGGAGGUCAUCCAUCAGGCCGAUUACCACAAGCGGAAAGAGGCGGUGGACUUGUUUAACGCAAACAACAAGUACAGAAAGCGAGGCAUAACCGCCCUGCCCACCAAGUUCGGCAUCGCGUACACCGCCGUGUUCCUGAACCAGGCCGGGGCGCUCGUCCUGGUGUACACUGACGGCUCUGUCCUGCUGUCUCACGGCGGCACCGAGAUGGGCCAGGGACUUCACACCAAGAUGAUUCAGGUGGCCGCCAGGACCCUCAAGAUCCCAGCCUCCAGGAUCUUCAUCGCUGAGACGAGCACGGAUAAGGUUCCCAACACCUCUCCUACGGCUGCGUCUGCCUCGUCAGAUCUCAAUGGCAUGGCGGUCUUGAACGCUUGCAACACGAUAUUGCAACGGCUGGAACCCUACAUUGCAAGUAACCCCAAAGGAAGCUGGGACGACUGGGUCAAAGCGGCGUACUUCGACCGGGUCUCUCUCUCGGCCACGGGAUUCUAUAAAACCCCCGACAUUACCGGGUACGACUUCGAGAAAGGGACAGGUCGACCGUUCAAUUACUUCAGUCCUCCGCACGGACAUCGUGAUGGACGUCGGCGACUCGCUCAACCCCGCCAUCGACAUCGGGCAGGUGGAGGGCGCCUUCAUGCAGGGCCUCGGCCUCUAUACCUUAGAGGAACUCCGGUUCUCCCCCGAGGGCGUGCUGCUCACCCGUGGCCCCGGCGCUUAUAAGAUUCCAGGUUUCCAAGAUAUUCCGCGAGAGUUCAACGUGUCCCUUCUUCGCGGGGCGCCCAAUCCAAGAGCUGUUUUCUCGUCUAAGGCCGUCGGAGAACCUCCUCUGUUCCUCGCAGCCUCGGUGCUGUUCGCCCUCAAGGAAGCCGUGGCAGCCGCUCGAGCCGACCAAGGCCUCGACCCCGUGUUCCGUUUCGACUCCCCGGCCACGGCGGAGAAAAUACGAAUGGCCUGCCCGGACUUCCUCACGCAGAAGAUUGAGUCUGCGGCCCCAGGGACAUUCAAGCCUUGGUCGGUGACGGUGUAGGAGCGAAAGUCUCAGCGUAAAAAUAUACUAUGCAGUAAUUUGUCAUGAUAAAUUUUAAUACAUUGUACAAACAAUAUUUCACAAAUAUCUCAUGAUAUGAUAUAUUAUCUUAAAAUAUAUUACUAUGCUAUUGUCUGGUCCUUAUAUCAGCUAAUAACUUAGAAGUUAAGAAAAAAAUAGAUAAAAACAAAUGCAAAAAAAAACAAAAAAAAACAAGUAAACAAAAAACAAAAAAUGUAAAUUGUAAUUUCAAUUAACGAUUAUCUUUACAUGGUGUACGGAUUUUUUUUUCUUUGUUCUUUUUAUGUUCUUCCAAUUUUCCCUCUUCUUGUUUUUUCUUUUCGUUCAUUCUUCUCUAAUUCCAUCGACCAUCUACUACUUAGCGUUAUAUAUAUAUAUAUUUUUUUGUUUCGUUUUAUUUUUUAUUGUACUCUUUUUCUCCUUUUCGUUUUAUUAUUGCAUUCUUUUUUUCCUUU